UACAGAAGGAAUAAUAAGUGGCACUUAUACACGUAUUGUUAUGGUGAUGUGAGCAGGAUGAGUGAUUCCGAGGAGGAGACGGCGGAAAAACAGCUCCGGUUGGUCGUUGUGGGCGACUGUGGCGUUGGAAAAACGAGUUUAGUGAGGAGGUUCUGUUUUGACGAAUUUUCAAGACAAUACACGCAAACUAUCGGUGCUGAUUUUUAUAUAAAACGUCUAAUUUUGCCUGGUAAACAUGAAAUUACCAUCAGAAUUUCCGAUUUGAGUGGCGGUGUUGAUCUUAGGGGCCCCAUGGUUAAAAAUUACUUAUUCAAAGCUAAUAUGGUCAUACUUGUCUACGACAUUACAAACUCGACAAGUUUUGAAAACAUGUCUGUUUGGAUUAGAGCAGUUUCUGAAGCUGUUAGUAACUCAGUCACUUGUGCCAUUUUCGGCAAUAAAAGUGAUGUGGAACAUAGCAGAGCUGUCCGACUGGACAAAACCAGACAAUUUCAAAUAGAAAACAAUCUUUUAGGUUACAUAGUUUCCGCCAAAACUGGAGAGGCAGUGAAUGGUUCAUUAUCGGAAUUAAUAGGAAAGCAUUUUGGUAUUUGCCUCUCAAAAUUAGAAAAAGAGAAACAGGCUCCCGUUGUACGAGCUGAACUUAUCGUACCUUCGACUGAUAGAUCUAAAAGUGCGGUCGUUCAAACAAAUACUUCGGUUUGCUCGUUACAGUGAAGUUGUCUUUCCAUAAUUUGUACUGUAAUACAAAAUAAAACAUAUACUUCACUC
Molecule: messenger RNA, 771 nt
Organism: Aethina tumida (small hive beetle)
Lineage: Eukaryota; Metazoa; Arthropoda; Insecta; Coleoptera; Nitidulidae
Product: ras-related protein Rab-28
Exons: 5
Coding region: 58-717 (219 amino acids)
Molecular function (GO): GTPase activity; GTP binding
Source: RefSeq, a predicted model, not a curated record